GCUGCAGUGCGGCGCUUUAUUCUUUAUUCUUUGCGCCUUUCUCACACUACAAAAGCUGUAUUUGAUAGUCGUUGUCGUUGCAAAUGGCAUUACGUUUAGUGAAUAGUGAAAAUCACAGUUGUGGUUGUGGUUGCAAUUGCAAUUCAUAUUGAUUGAGCGUCUUUCAAUUGGCAAACAAUCGAGUCAAGUCAAAUACAAAAGCAAAGACAACGCACUCACUCGCAGCGUAGCAAUUGACAGAAUUACGUAUACGCCGCGUGCGCUUUCAUUUGUUUUGUUUGCGUGAUUGCGAUUGUUCGCGGGUGUAUCUCUCUCUCUGUGUAUGUACGAUUGUGUGUUGUUGUGUUUGUGUUGGUCGUGCGCCCAUUUGAAUGAAUUUUAUAUAAAUGCCGAGCCAAACUUGGAGCACUGCCUAAAUAGUUUUGCGAAAAAAAAAAAAUGUUUUGCAAACAAAAACAGCGUGCCAAUUAAAUGAGUUUUCAGUAUGCUCAUAAAAACUGAAGCCAGCAGAAAGUGAACACAUUACUGGGCCGUUUUUUGUUUUGUUCGAGCUCAAAGUCAUGCAAUGGCAUUGCACCUGGGCACAGGCAACAAACAACACAAACAAACUUCCCGUGUUCAACGUCAAAAAAAUCAAUAAUUGACAUCUUGACUUCACAACAGCAGCAGCAGAAGCAGAAACAGCAGCCCGUAGAGAAAGUUGCGGAAGUUGUCCCGAAAAAAAAAGAAAAAGAAUAACAUAAUAUAUAACACACCCUUAAGAAUGAAAUUAUAAAUUCCAUUUGCAAGAUUCUUUGGCGUAGAGGAAAACAUUUGUCAUCAUUUAUGUGAUGUUUCGUGUGUAAUAUUUGAUAUAUUUUUGUACUCUGAACACAGCACAGAACAGCACAGAGCAGCGUUAACUAAAUUUAGCAAUAACCAACAACAAACGGAGGCGUAUUAAGAACGAAUAUGAACAUGAACAAAAUGUACAGAAACUGUCGCCAACUGCACGCAAAAUUCAUCGCGUAGCAGACUGAAAUAUUAUUGAACACAACAACAAAAAAUGAAUGGGAAAUAUAUCAAAAGAAAUAAAAAUAGCAAAUACUCGUAAUAACUAAUAAAUAAAGUAAAGAAAAGACGUAAAGAAAAGAACCGUUUCUAUGCAUUUGGCCUUGUGUCUUAAAUGAAAUUGAACAAGAGCAACGCAAAUUGUCGCGUACGGCGAUAUUUGCUCAUCUUUACGGCAUUAUCGCUGCUAUUGCUGCCGCUAUCGUUGAUCUACUUGGUAUGGAAUGAGCAGCUGCAGAAGAUUAAGGGAUACGAGGCCUUUAAUGCGCAACAGCAGCAGCAAGAGCAACAACAGCAGCAACAACAACAGCAACCGCUGUCGGUGGGCCAAACAUUUCGUUAUCCUGUGCUGCUGCUGAACAAAAACAAAAACAAGGAGUUGACUGUGGUCGCAACGGGCAAGACUAAGAAUAAGUGGCGCUAUGUUGAUAAAAUUAACAAUGAAACAGGACUUCCGCUUAUACCCGACUAUGCAGUGCAGACGCUUUCACAGGACGAAAUGCAGGAAAUGUCUGUGCGCAUGGAAGAACGACUUGAUAGACUGAAGGACAAGUGCUCGGAGUACGGUUUGGAUGUGUUGGGUCAUGAUUCGUGGCAUACACCAAACACAUGGGAGUUUUUAGUGAAUAAAAAGUAUCAUAUUAUAUGGUGCAAUGUCUUUAAGGCAGCAUCAUCGUCCUGGAUGUUCAAUUUCAAUGUGCUGGCUGGUUACACGCCGAACUAUUUGCAUAAGACCAAAAAGAUUCUGCUGAACUUGGCCAGAGAGCGUUAUCCACGUGUGACACUUCAAGAGCUGCGAGAGGCACAAAAUGAUUCAAUUACAUUUAUCAUAGCUAGGAAUCCCUUCGAGAGACUGUUGAGCGCCUAUCGAGAUAAAAUUGUAUUCGCUCUACCUUAUUCCUUUCACGAUAAGCUGGGACGCAGCAUUGUGCGCACGUAUCGCAAAAAGCCAAAGCUGGUGGCACGUUCUGGCAACACAAAGUAUCCGUCAUUUCCUGAAUUCGUCCACUGGCUGCUCGACCAGGUGAAGCGUGGCAACUACAUCGACAUGCACUUUGUGUCGGCGACAUCAUUUUGCACUCCCUGCCUGAUUCGCUUUGAUAUGAUACUCAAGUUCGAAUCGCUGGCAGAGGAUCAACUAUAUCUAAUCGAAAAGACUGGCCUCAAGCGUGUCAUUGCCCCGGUGUGGCGCAACAUGGGCAAAGGAGGCAGAAAAACGCAGGAGCUGCAACAGCAAUUCUAUUCACAGCUGACCAGAAAGGAGAUGAUGGCGCUGUAUGAAUAUUAUCAAUUCGACUUUGAUCUGUUCGGCUAUGACAUUAAAGAAUAUUUGAAGUAUGCUCGAGCAGAUGCAUUGGAAGAUGCCGCCGCAUCGGUGGCGUAGUAACUAAGCUAACUAACUCUAUAGCUAAGCUUAAACUUAAACUUACAAAUUCAUAGAAUUUAGCGAAAUGAAAUCUUAGACACAAUACAUAUGAACUAAUUAGCCGUCACAGUACGUAAAUUGCAAAUGUUGAUAAUAAUGAAUGAAACAAUAAUAAAGUUAAAGAGAGAAAAGUAAUGAAGAAAUGAUAUUAUUAGGAGAUAUGUUAUUUCUUCUUCUCAUCCGACAAUUCAUACAAAAUCUAGUUGGGUUCCAAAUAUGAAUUUCGCUUUAUUUUUGUUGUUGUUUCUUUGUUUGUUAAUAAAAAUAAUAAGUUUAAUUUGUAAUAUUAAAUGAUUAUAUAAAAAAUAGCAAUAAUAAAAAAAUCAUUAAAUUCGACUACAUAUUGUAUAAUUUAAUGAAUUAACUAGCUACAAUAAUUAACUGAGAUACCGUUACACAAAUCUUUACUGCAUUCUUUCGACCAAUAUCGAAUCUUUCCCAUAAGUUUUGAGCGCAUCGAAUUAGUUGUUUCUUUUAAUUUUGUUUUAUUUUUUUUUCGUUUGUUUUGUUUUUUGUUGUUUUUUUUUUGUUUGUUUUAACUUAAAUUAUACAUACAAUAGGGUUUGCUUGUUGUUGUUUUUCGUUUUUUUAGUAAUUGUAAAACAUAAUAUGCAUGUAUAUAUUUAUAGAUGUAUUUAAUAUAUUCAGUUAUAUGCCUACUAAACUAUGCGCUGUUGAAGUUUGCAUCAUCUAGUUAUACAUUGUUUUUUAGCACACACACAGAAUUUGAAAUUGUUUUGUUUGUUUCUUUUUAAAUUUAUAUUUAAUAUAUAUACGUGGUCAAUUGAUUUCAGUGUAUUUUACAAUAUUACGGCGUUUUCUUCUUUUUUCAAUUCUUGUUUUUUUGUAUAAAAUUUACCUAUUUUGUGGCUGGUGCAAAUGUUCAAAAUGAAAAGUCUACCUGCAAGAACAUUAUAAAGACGCACACUCACGUUGGGCGCCACUAAUAAUCAUAAUAAUAAUGAUAAUAAAAAAACAUAUAUAUUGUAUGUUUAGUGUCUACAACUACGUUCGGGUUUUUAGUUCUAUUUUUUGCUGUAAAUUUGUUAAUUACGAUGUGUUGUUGUUGUUGUUUACCUAGUUAAA
Drosophila nasuta is the source of this 3562-nucleotide messenger RNA. RefSeq names its product carbohydrate sulfotransferase 11. Gene Ontology annotation, cellular component: membrane. Lineage: Eukaryota; Metazoa; Arthropoda; Insecta; Diptera; Drosophilidae. Gene Ontology annotation, biological process: carbohydrate biosynthetic process. The transcript is spliced from 9 exons. Bases 1166 to 2434 code for a protein of 422 amino acids. The record is from RefSeq and is a predicted model, not a curated record. Gene Ontology annotation, molecular function: sulfotransferase activity.